ACGUCACCCAGUGCCAACUGCCAGCCAACGGGGCUUCGUCGGGCUACCCUUUCUAUGGGAGGAAAAGCGCUUUUCUCCGUCCCCGCGGCCUCUGUACGUUUUUUUCAUAUUUGGUACGUUAAAACGCCGGUGGCGAGUUAACGGGCCUUCUUAUCGUUCCUCUCGAACGCGACGCGCGCGAUCCUCGGAGACACUUGGCCGUCAAAAACGCCUCGACGAUGAUCUAUUAAAGACGGACAGAAAAAGAUAAACUUCACGAAAAAUAAUAAUUGUUUAGUGUCAGUGGACAAGAAACGACGAGAAAAAAAGACAGGAAGAUUUGUGAAUCUCUGAUUUAUAAAUUGUUUGCCGAUCAUACGGCUGAACGGAACGAGUCAUUCGUUAGUUAACACGUACGCGCGCACAGACGCACGGUGGACGUAGCGUAACAUCCUUACAUCUGUAAAUAUGUUUAUUUGGGACUGGUUUGCCGGAGUGCUGAGUUAUCUCGGAUUAUGGAAGAAGAGUGGCAAGCUUCUCUUCCUGGGUUUAGAUAAUGCUGGCAAAACCACAUUGCUUCAUAUGCUCAAAGAUGAUCGUUUAGCUCAGCAUGUGCCCACGUUGCAUCCAACUUCUGAAGAGUUGUCUAUUGGAAACAUGAGAUUCACAACCUUUGAUCUCGGGGGCCAUACUCAAGCACGUCGAGUAUGGAAGGAUUAUUUCCCGGCUGUUGAUGCGAUAGUUUUCCUCGUUGACGCUAGCGACAGAACAAGAUUACCCGAGUCGAGGGCCGAACUCGAUGCGUUACUAACCGAUGAGCAGCUCAGCGCGUGUCCCGUUCUGGUGCUAGGCAAUAAGAUAGAUAAACCAAACGCGGCGUCCGAGGACGAGCUCAGGAAUUUCUUCAAUCUAUACGGACAAACAACAGGAAAGGGUAAAAUUUCUCGCAAUGAGAUACCCGGCCGUCCAUUGGAGCUGUUCAUGUGCUCAGUCCUGAAGAGGCAGGGGUACGGAGAAGGCUUCCGUUGGCUCGCACAGUAUAUCGAUUGAAAACGUAUAUGUUAUUGUAUCCGAUACACAAACACUAUACACAGUCAGAUUCUCGACAGUUUCAUGAACAUUUUUCUUAUCUCCGGUUCUUGAUUAGCCGUCGUCGUUAACAACGUCGAGACACUGGAACUGUAAUGAUUCUCUUCGUGCGGACGCGAUAAUAAGAGAGAAAUGACGUUUCACUGACGCGAUUAACAGACAUAAUCACAGAAAUUUGAAAUCGCACACACAGGUAGACAGGAAUUUCUAAAAAAAAAAAAAAACAAGUAUUAGCAGGAACG
Molecule: messenger RNA, 1310 nt
Organism: Odontomachus brunneus
Lineage: Eukaryota; Metazoa; Arthropoda; Insecta; Hymenoptera; Formicidae
Gene: Sar1
Product: GTP-binding protein SAR1b
Exons: 6
Coding region: 448-1029 (193 amino acids)
Biological process (GO): intracellular protein transport; vesicle organization; membrane organization
Cellular component (GO): COPII vesicle coat; endoplasmic reticulum exit site
Molecular function (GO): GTPase activity; GTP binding
Source: RefSeq, a predicted model, not a curated record